Hypanus sabinus (Atlantic stingray) is the source of this 12603-nucleotide messenger RNA. Its product is annotated as intermembrane lipid transfer protein VPS13B-like. The transcript has 62 exons. Lineage: Eukaryota; Metazoa; Chordata; Chondrichthyes; Myliobatiformes; Dasyatidae. Bases 155 to 12196 code for a protein of 4013 amino acids. The record is from RefSeq and is a predicted model, not a curated record.
UAGAGAAUCGUUAGUGACAGCAGGAGGAGGAUGUUGGAGGAAGCGGCAUUUCAACGUGUGUUCGGAACUAGGCGCUAACUUUAGCUGGCCUGGCGGUUCCCGAUGACAAGCCGCGCUCCUGUGAUCUCAGGCGGAGCAAUAGAAGAUUUACAGGAUGUUGGAGUCUUACGUGACUCCAAUCUUGAUGAGCUAUGUGAAUCGUUACAUCAAGAAUCUGAAACCAUCUGAUCUUCAACUGUCAUUAUGGGGAGGUGAUGUGGUGCUGAGUAAACUGGAAUUGAAACUUGAUGUGCUGGAACAGGAGUUGAAAUUACCAUUCACCUUUUUGAGUGGACAAAUUCACGAGUUAAGGAUUCAUGUGCCAUGGACAAAGUUGGGUUCCGAGCCUGUUGUUAUCACCAUAAAUACUAUGGAAUGUAUUCUCAAGCUAAAAGAUGAUGCACAUAAUGAUCACGAGAGCUGUGGCUCCAGUUCAACUACCCGCAGCACUACAGAGAGCAUAAAAUCAUCAGCUAAAACUCGUCGUGUCCAGCAAGUAACCUCAACUGACCCCGACUUGCCUCCAGGUUAUGUGCAGAGUCUGAUUAGACGUGUUGUUAACAAUGUAAACAUUGUAGUAAACAACCUCAUCUUGAAGUACGUGGAGGAUGAUAUUGUUUUAUCGGUCAACAUUACAUCAGCGGAAUGUUACACAGUGGAUGAGUUUUGGGAUCGAGCCUUCAUGGAUAUCUUAGCUCCAGAAUUGGUAUUGAGGAAGGUGAUCAACUUUACCGAUUGUACGGUUUGUCUGGACAAGCGAAAUGCAAGUGGAAAGAUUGAGUUUUACCAGGAUCCUUUGCUCUACAAGUGUUCCUUCUGUACGAGGUUGCACUUUACUUACGACAACCUCAACUCUAAAAUUCCAUCAGUUAUUAAGAUCCACGCUCUUGUUGAAAGUUUGAAGCUCUCGAUCACAGACCAACAACUUCCUAUGCUUAUCCGCAUAAUCCAACUUGGAAUUGCCCUUUACUAUGGUGAAAUUUGCUCUUAUAAAGAUGCUGACGCGGAGGAAACAGGUCCAAAUAUAAAGGAGCCAUCCAUUUCUCAAGUGGGUGGUGAAUCUGAAGCAGGGAUUCAAGGGCAACAUGGAACCCUGUACCAGAAUGCUGAAGUCCAACAGUUUUUGCAGCAUCAAGAUGAUGAUCAAGGAUGGGUGUCUUGGGCAUGGUCCCUUGUUCCUGCACUGGUCAGUUAUUCUGAUGAGGGCGAUGGGAACGAUGAAGUCGAUGAAAGUGGCAUUAAAGUAAAUCAACUGAGAUCAUUGCCUCCCAAGGAUCCAGUGGUCUCUGUUGGAUUCUAUUGCACCAAAGCAACUGUCACUUUUAAGUUGACGGAAAUGCAAACAGAGAGCAGCUAUUACAGCCCUCAGAAAGUUAAAUCCAAAGAAGUGCUUUGCUGGGAGCAAGAAGGAACUACUGUUGAGGUGCUAAUGAUGGGAGAACCUUUCUUUGAUUGCCAAAUGGGUUUUGUGGGCUGCAAGGCUUUUUGCCUUAAGGGAAUAAUGGGUGUGAAGGAUUUCGAAGACACUGCAAACAGAUCUGAAAUUGAAGCCUGUUUCUUCAGUUGUGGUGAAAGUCUGAACAGCAAAGGAUUAACAUACCUCACCAAUUCUCUGUUUGAUUACCGAAGUCCAGAAAAUAAUGGUAUCAGGGACGAGUUUAUUUUGGAUGCUGCCCAACACAAGGAGACAUACACUGAGAUAGCUGGUGUGCAGCGUUUUGGAGCCUUGUACAUGGAUUACCUGUAUACAAUGGAGUGCAGUGCUGGCAAAGGUUCAGCGAAUCAACAGCAAGAUGUCUCCAUAAACAAAAAUGAAGACAUGAGCAAUGUCCAAGAGAUGUCAACCAAGCGUCUUGUUAUAGGUUCAAUGGAGCUUCGUCUGGACAGUAGCUCUGUUCACAGAAUACUGAAGAUGGUGGCAUGUGGUCUGAAUCAUGAGUAUGAGCCAUACAGCAAACCUCGCUCAGAUACGGAGGAUGAGAACAGAACAUUGCCAAGCUCAGAGGAGGUUGCUGCUUUGGAGGAAUAUAUUCCAACCAGAUUAACAUGUAUUACUGUUUUAAAAUGCACAUUUACAAUUACCCUGGCUGAGUUCAAUCUUCUUGACAACUUACUUCCUAUAAUUUUAGGUCAAAAGCAUUCUGUACCUUACAUAAAUGCUCCGCAAUUUCAUCCAUUGCGGCCCCUACCUGCCUUGAGAGUACAGAUGGACAAAGUUAGUUUGGAAUAUUCAGUGCCAAUGUAUGCUGGACAACUUAUACCCACUGUCAGCAGCCUUAAUCAGCCAUCUGAUAAUUUAUUGCACUACUGCUAUGUGCACUGCUAUGUCAAGAUAUUUGGUUUCCAGGCAGGCCUGACCUCCUUGGAUAUUGAAGGAUCAUUCUGUCCUCCUGCCCCGGUCAUUCCUUCUUUCAGCACAGCUUUUUAUGGCAAAUUCCUUCAACUUCCAUCAUAUUGGAUGAAACGACCAUUUGUUACAACAUCUGAAUAUAUUUUUGAGUUACCCAGUCUGACUGUACAAGCUACAAGGGCCCAGACUUUGCUGCUGCAAACAAUUUUACAGAGUUGGACACAUAAUCCUGGAGGAUCAGUGUCAUUACCAGUAGAUGAAGCUUUAAUGAAGGACAUCUUCAGACCUUCAGGUGUGAAAUCCCAGAAUCCAUUGCCAACUCUGGAGGGUUCUAUCCAAAACGUUGAGUUGAAAUUCUGUAGCACAUCAUUGGUAAAAUGUGUUUCGGGGACCAUGGGAUCAAUAAAAACUUGUGCCAAAGCCCCAGGAAGAAGUGAUGGGAUGAAAGAAAAGCUGAUUCCAUUAAUACAAGGACCUUCAGACACAAGAGAUUUGUAUAAGAGCAAAUGGCUGAAUGAAAAUAGGAAACCAGAGUCUCUUUUAGCUCCUGACCUGCUUGCUUUCACCAUCCAGAUUCCUCUGCACAUGGACAGCUAUCACAGCUCUGGGGCUGUUCUUUUGGCCUCAGUCCAAGGAAUUGCAAUCAAUGUGGACCCAAUCUUCUAUGUAUGGCUUCUUCACCAGCCUCAGAAGGGGAAUGUGAAACAUAGACCACAGCAGUCUGCAGGAGCUGUUCAGUUAGUCAUGCCAUCAUCAAGGAAGAAAGAAGAUGAGGUAUCUGUUGGCAGCACACCUUUGCUAAUGCAACAGUCAAAUCAAGCAUCGGAAUAUGCCAGUAGUCCUGUCAAAACCAAAACUGCAACAGAAUCCCGACCACUCUCUGUACCAAUCAAACUAAUGCAAAGCUGUGAAGAAUGGAGCAGUCCAGAAGAACGAAUGAAAGAGUUUAUUGGAUUAGUCUGGGAUGCCGUCAAACGCCUAACAGUUCAGCUGGAGGUACAGUCAUGCUGUGUGUUCCUUCCAAAUGAGAGCCUACCAUCGCCGAGUACAAUUGUGGCUGGUGAUAUACCUGGGACAGUGAGGAAUUGGUACCAUACUGAAGAAAGCAUGCCUGGCAUUUUGGUUAUCUGCUUGCCCCAGAUAAAAGUGAUCAGUGCAGGCCAUAAAUACAUGGAACCUCUACAGGGGAUCCCUUUUGUAAUUUCAAGACCUAUUCUUGAAGAAGGUGAUGCUUUCCCCUGGACAAUCAGUCUCAGCAAGUUCAGUGUGUACACUCUACUUGGCCAGUUGAAGUCUCGUAACCUGGUGGAACCCUUGGGCUGCACUUCGACCCUGGCCGUCACUUCGCACAAGAUGCAAGCCUGCGGCUCUGAGAUGAGACAUUCUUUUGUCGUCUGCCUGCAUGUGGACCUGGAGUCUCUGGAAGUGAAAUGCUCAAACCCACAGGUGCAGUUAUUAUAUGAGCUGGCGCACAGUAUGAAUAAUGCGUGGGAGAAAAUACAGAAAAAAGGCAUUUUGCGGCAGUCUUCUGCACAUCCAGAUUCUUCCUUUGGACAAAUGCCGGGGUCACCUGUUAGGAGCAGUGUCAGUACAGCACCACCAGAUGCCAGCACUUGUAGUCCUUCUGCUGAUAUUGGCACCACUACAGAGGGUGAUUCAGUCCAAAUGGUUGAUGAGAGUCCUUUCUCUGACUCCUCCACCCUGGAGCAGAAAACUAGCAAUAUUGGUGGGACCACUGGAUGUAUCAGUUUAUGGAUGCAAUGGAUGCUACCUAAAGUGACUGUCAAAUUGUUUGCACAUGAAUCUGGCAACAGUGGUACAGAGAUCUGUGUUGUGAGUGAACUCGAAGACUUGAGUGCUUCAGUGGAUAUACAAGAUGUUUACACUAAGCUUAAGUGCAAAGUAGGCAGCUUCAAUAUUGAUCACUACAAAAACAGGCCAGGUGAAGGCUGGCACACAGGACAAUUUGAAGGACUCCUUCUACAAUGCAAAGAAAAACCUGGGCAGAUGGCAGCCAAACUGUUAGAAGGCUCCCACCAGCAGCAUGGAUUUCUUUCCCUUACCUACACCAGGGCAGUGACACGAAAUGUCAGACACAAAUUAACAUCGAGAACAGAACGGGCUUCACGGAGCUUGCACAGACUGGCAGAAGGCUUCAUUGACAGUUCACCCCAGUAUCUCCAUGAGAUCCUCCUAAGUGCUCAGCCUUUCGAUGUUGUGCUCUCCUUCUCAUUGAUUCACAAGGUGGCAAGUAUAUUCCAAGCUAAGUUGCCAAAGAUGCCAAAGGGGAAGAGGAAAUCAACAGGGCAGCCUAUGAGGGCACAUGCCCUGACAUCACGGGAUUUGCCGCUUAUGUACAUCAACACAAGUGUUAUUCGAGUGUUCUUUCCCAAAGGAGAGCACGAGCAGCAUGAAGGAGGAAGUGCACAGACAAAAGAGGAUACUUUGGUUGUUAAAAUUGGUUCAGUAUCCAUGGCUCCGCAGGCUGAUAAUCCCCUUGGAAGAACAGUUCUGAGGAAGGACAUAUACCAGAAAGCUCUGAAUUUGGGAAUACUGCGAGACCCAGGAUCCGAAGUUGAAGACAGGCAAUACCAAGUUGACCUGCAAUCCAUUACCAUUGGAACAGCCCUCUGGGAUCAGCUGAAGCCUGAAAAGGAAGUUAGCAAAGGAGGACUUUGUGCAGAAAAUGAAAGGAAUUAUCAGAAUCCAGCACUGGAAUGGAAUAUGGCCAGUAGUAUUCGUCGUCAUCAAGAGCGAAGGGCAAUCUUAACUCCAAUUUUGACAGACUUCAGUCUGCGAAUAACAGCUGCCCCUGCCAUUCUUUUCAAAAAACUCUCACCUGAGAAUGCACAGACUGAGGAAAUAGUAGUGUGCGGCCAUUCACUGGAAGUCAACGUUACCACAAGUCUGGAUUUCUUCCUCAGUGUAGCUCAAGUACAGCUCUUACAACAACUGAUAGAAGCCAACAUGCUUGGAGUGGUGAUGUCAGACCAAACAUCAGAGACGUCUCAUCAAGAUCAGAAUAAGAUUGCCUCUCCAGAAGGAGCUUCUAUGGAUGCUUCCUCACGACACAGUGGAGCCCGGGACAGUGGCAUUGGAAGUGAUAGUGCACGAAUUCGGAUUGUGCAGAUUGAACAACAGAGUGGAACCAGUCAUCACCGGCUUGCAAGGCCUUCCCGCCAAUCUUCCAUUGUGAAGAACUUAAAUUUUAUCCCUUUUGAUGUAUUUAUUACAGCUGGUGGUAUCUCACUGAUGACCUACUCAUUCACAAUUAAUCCCAAAGCAAUGACCCAACAAGAAAGCCAACAGAAGAAAGACAGUGACAAAGUCAGCAAAAGUACAUUGAACCUGAAAAGCACUGAGACCGAACAGGUGCCAGAGAAUAAAGUGAGCCAGCUAGAAAUUUCAGUAAUGACAGCUGACGACGUCCUGAAUAGUAAUUCACCAUUGUCCACCAGGAAGGUCACCGGUCACUUAUCACUGGAGAGUCUCCACACACCAAGCAGGUCUUCAGCUCGCCAGGCUCUUGGAAUCACAAUAGUCCGUCAACCAGGCCGCAGAGGAGCAAAUGAUCUUCAGCUGGAGCCCUUCCUGUACUUGGUGAUCGCCCAGCCUUCAUUACUAAUGAGUUGCCACCACCGGAAGCAGAAGGUGGAGCUAACGUUUUUUGAUGCCACUUUGAAAGCUGUGCCACCAGACUACAAAUGUAUGGAUCCAGGUAAGACCCUUCCAGAAGCUUUGGACUACAGUGUGUUUUGGUUGCAGACUGUUCCAGGGGAUGCUGAUCUCAAAGCUGGCAUUCCCCCUCCACUCCUGUCUUUGCAAAUUAAAGACUUUCUCAAUGGGCCAGCUGAAGUUCAUUUGGAAUUAUCACGUCCCUGGAAGGUCAACUUGAGUCUUGUCAAAUUGGAUCAAGUAACAAAUUUUGUAAAGAGGAUACUGCCAAGAUAUAAUCAUGAGAUCACCUCCAAAGCUGCAGUCUCCCCCAAAAGAGUUUACAAUAAAGAUGAGAUGUUUACAUCAACAUUUGGAGUGAAGAGUGAACCAGGAUCAUUCACUGAGAGAGCAAUUUGUCAAGGAAACAUUUGGAAAGCCAUGUCAUUUUUUCAGAAGUUUUCCAUCCACACAGUUCAGAUUGUUGCUCUGAUGGAGAUGUUACCUCAUCCCAGCAAGCCUUCUAUUCUGACCUCACUUUCGAGCCUAGAAGGUGUUCUGAACAUAAGAGUAGGCCCCAAGCCCACAGGAAUGAUCUUGGGUGCCACAUUUGCACUUCAACUGAAGGACUUGCUCAUAAAGACAUGCCUCAAAGACAGGAAUAAGGCAUUAAUUGGUCCGUUCUGCUGUUCAAUGCAACUGGAAGCUAAGUGGUGUAGGCACAGUGGCGACCGUGACCCUUCUCACUCCAUUCCAAAAGUGCUGGUUGACGUGAAAGCUGGGCUGAUUCAGAUAUUCUGGGGCCAGGAGCAUUUGAACUGCCUGAAUCUGCUACAUGAACUUCUCCAAGGCUAUCUCAGGCAAGAUGCCAAGUCACAGAUGUCAGACCACACACAGCCACCAUCAUCUAUCAUGGGCAGACACCAGGCUUUCAAUACUGAACAUAGUUCUGAUGAUUUGAGAACUGGGCAGUUUCAAUACAUACAAGAUGCAGAUGCACGAAAGUUGCCAAAUGUUUUUGAAGUUGUGUUUUACAAUGAGACCGAUGAGCAUCCAGCGAUGAUGAUGUGGAGAUAUCCAGAACCCCGAGCCCUGACUCUUGUUCGAAUUAAUCCAGUGCCUUUCAACACUACAGAAGACCCGGACAUCAGCACAGCAGAUCUUGGGGAUGUCCUUCAGGUACCAUGCAGCCUAGAGUACUGGGAUGAACUUCAACAAAUAUUUGUGGAUUAUCGUGAAUUUAGCUUGUCAGAAAGCAAAGCGUGUGAGCUACAGCUGCCUAACGUCACAUUGGCUAGUGAUCAGAAGGAGCUUGUAGCUUCUGACCUGUGGAGAAUAGUUCUUAAUAACAAUCAAGAAAUUGCUGAAGAACAGAGCAGUGAUGGCGAGACCGGCUCUCAGAGUAUCUGUGAUCAGCUUGUGUCUCCAAUGGCCUUGGCAGCCUGCACCAGGGUUGAUUCGUGUUUUGCCCCGUGGUUUGUUUCUUCUCUUGGUAUCUCAUUACGGCUUGUUCAGAUUGAAUUUCAUCUUUGCCAUCAUUUGGAUCAGCUAGGUACAGCUCAACCCAGCUGCCUCCAGACAUUCAUGCCUGAUAGAAAGUUGCCUUCUGAGCAAGAAUACAUGGUGAUUUCUCUGAAAAAUCCAAAUGUCUACUUGCGUCAGUGGUCUGAUGGGCCAGUCUGCCAGGAAUUCCAGUUCUCCACCACUAUCAAGUGUAACUUGCUGGAGUACCGCAACCUCACCAUGCUCAAUAUUUUAAAACCCUUCAUUCUUCAUGGACAAGUGGCCAUCAGCAACAGCUCUGUGGAGCAACUAAUGGAUGGAAACAUGUUUAUUGAUCCUGUGUUUAUCAAUGUGGGACAGCAUGCAAUCCAUUCAUUGGACACAGCAAUCCGUGCUUGGAAGCAGAACCAACAUCCAGAGGCAGAGGAAUUGGUCUUCAGCCACUUUGUGAUAUGUAACGACACCCAGGAGACAUUGCGGUUUGGCCAGGUGGAUACCGAUGAAAAUGUUCUAUUGUCUAGCCAGCAUAGCCAUCAGUACAGUUGGCGUUCCCACAAGUCCCCGCAGCUGUUGCACAUCUGUAUCGAGGGUUGGGGAAAUUGGCGCUGGUCCGAGCCAUUCAGUGUGGACAACAUAGGCACAUUUGUUAGAAGCAUCCAGUACAAGGGAAGAACAGCAUCACUGAUCAUCAAAGUGCAGCCACUUAACAGUGUGCAAAAACAAAUAUUAAUUUGUGGAAGGCAAAUCAUUUGCAGCUACUUGAACCAAGAUAUAGAACUGAAGGUGGUGCAGUGUUGCAGUGGGCAGGAUGGAGAAGAGUCAAUCAAAGAACACCUUAGCACCUUGCCAGCAAAUCAGAAGAUACCAUCUUUUGUUCUUGAGAAUGCAGAGUUCACUCAACUGUACAUCAAGAUUAAAGGGAAUGAUUUAGGCUGGUCAUCAGACAUAUGUCCAGAAUCUCUUCAGUCCGAUGACAGCACUGUCAUUCAGGUUCCAGAUUCAAACAGUUCUAUGUUACAUGUGUGGUGCUGUUAUCUGAGACUGGAUGCAGAAUCUUCUGUGCAGCAGAGAAUGCUGGUCUUCAGCCCUCUGUUUAUCAUGAGAAGCCACCUCCCUGAUCCCAUUAUUCUACAUGUGGAGAGGCGAAGCUUGGGUUUAAAAGACCCCCAACUCAUCAUGGGAAAAGGACAGGAAGAGUCACUUUUAAAUGUGGAACCAGAACUCGUGCACCAUUUGACAUUUCAAGCAAGGGAGGAAGAUGAAGCAUCACAAUGUGCUGUCCCAAUUUCAACAGCCCUCAUUAAACAAAUCACACGUGGACCACAGAGAGAAUGCAGUGCCAGCAAGUUACUUGAAGAGUUCUACAAAGUGGGCACUGAUGCUUGCAUUGCGUGGCCCUACGUAACAAAGGAAACUGACAGCAGAAACAGCAGUGAGGUCCUUGCUCAGUGGGACAGCCCUAUGCAAGUUAAGUUGUCUGCCUGGAAGCCCUGUCUCAAUACGCUUCUGGUUGAACUUCUACCCUGGGCCUUGUUUGUCAACCAGUCGAAAUGGGACCUCUGGCUCUUUGAAGGUGAAAAGAUAGUUGUGCAGGUACCAGCUGGGAAAGUUAUUGUACCACCAAACUUCAAGGAGCCUUUUCAGAUUGGUAUCUACUGGGCCAGUACCAACACUGUACAUAAAUCCACCGCAAUCCGGCUUGUGCACGACAUCACUUCCCCCAAGUGGCAGGAUUAUCCCACCUCUGACAUCAUCACACUGGACGAGGAAGGGUUUGCUGACGUAGAUGUAAAACUAGGUGCUUUCCCAGAUCACCAGAAGUUAUGUCAGUUCUGCAUAUCUUCAGUUGUACGACAUGGCAUACAGAUCCUUGUGAUUGAAGACAAGACAAUCUUAAUUAACACCACUAAUCUCAAAAUCUAUUAUCGUCCUGUACUCAUCUUCCCGGAGCAAGCAACACAGAGAGAGUGUGAUUACAUGCCAGAGAGUGCUAUAUUUAGCCUUCCAGCAGCAAGGUCCCAAUCUCCUGGUGCGCCAACUUCCAUUCCUUGCUGGGACUUCGUUACUGGUGGAAUUUUGUCAGAAUUAAAUGAUCCAUUGCCCCAGAAGCAUCUUUUGCUCAGUUACUCUUUAUGUGAUGGGGCAAGCAGCUGUCAGAACUGGAGCCUGCCACUUGUGAUUAGGCAGGAUUUUCCAAGACAAAGUGUAGCUGUGCCUCUUGGGGAUUCCACUGAAAAUGGAUUUUGUUCCAGAGCUGUAGUGAUGACUUAUCAGGAGUACCUCGGCGUCAACUAUGUAACUGUUAGUGAGGAUCCCAGCCCUCACAUGGUCAUUCACAACAGAUGUCCUGUGGCAAUCAUGAUGAAAGAAAAUAUCAAAGGUGUCCCAAAGUGCACAGUUUACUGUCGGAAAAUCCCCAUUGAAUCUUCAAUUCACCAUGAACUUUACUAUCGUGUAUGGAAUUUUCCUGACUGCAAAACUGAAGACAGCCUGCCUGGAGUCCAUCUCAGCAUGAUGUCAUCGUCAGAUCUCCCAGAGGAGUGGAGUGACAUCAUUGACCUGAAUAGUCCUGGGACUCAAGUAGUGUUUCUUCCUGGUUACGGCUGUGUGUAUGUGGACAUCAUUCAUGACUCCAUCACCAUAACCAUGACAAUGGCACCAGAGGGUAGAGCUGGCCCUGUUAUGACCAGUCUUCAUGGGAUGCUAAAAAAGGCUGUCGCACUGCGAGUGCUUGUUACUCAGGCAAGUCUGACGAUAAAUGAUGAUGUAACGUAUCAGCGUAAAUCAUCAGAACUGCUGAGGCUGACGUUGGACAACAUUUUGUUGAACCUUGCACCACUGGUGAACCGCUCGAGGCCUCUGGCACGGGAAUUUCGACCAGAACCCAGUCAUGGCCUUUCAGAGCUCUACAUGCUGGAAGUGUGCACUGGGGACCUGCAGAUUGACAACCAACUUUAUCACAGGACCAGCUUUCACUUCCCUGCCCUGCUGUGCCAGGAGCUGAAAUCUGAAAACCCACAGUGGAGAACAGGCUUCAAUUCAACACUUUCAGUCAAAGACCUUGAUGAAUACAAGCACAAGUGUUUUAUAAAAGCUUGCAUCCAACUGAGAGAACAGAAUUUUAUAUUCACCAUGAAUGAAAUUAACUUUGAAUUGAAACCUGCCAGACUCUAUGUGGAAGACACAUUUGUUUAUUAUAUAAAAACUCUGUUUAACACGUAUAUCCCCGACACUGGGAUAAAGCAAAAGCAAAGAAGGAUAUCAUCUGUUUCAGCAGCUGACCUCUGUGUGCCUGAGCAAGUAAUAAAUGCAACACAUGCUCUAGUGAAUCCGAUCAAACUUCAACGAUUGACCAUCCAGGCUGUGAGCUUGCUCGUCAGUGUCCAUGCCUCCAUAAAGCUAUACAUUGCCUCGGAUCAUGCUCCUCUUUCCUUCUCACUCUUUGAGAGAGGGCCAAUCUACACCACUCCAAGGCAGCUGAUCCAUGCACUCGCCAUGCACUAUGCUGCAGGAGCACUAUUUCGAGCAGGCUGGGUCGUUGGCUCUCUGGAAAUUCUUGGAAGUCCAGCUAAUUUGGUGCGAAGCAUAGGGAAUGGGAUAGCAGACUUCUUCCGGCUACCGUAUGAGGGAUUGACCCGUGGUCCAGGAGCUUUUGUCAGUGGAGUCUCCAGGGGAACAACUUCAUUUGUAAAACACAUUUCCAAAGGUACUCUGACAUCGAUCACUAAUCUAGCUACAAGUCUGGCCAGGAACAUGGAUCGGUUGUCCCUGGACGAAGAGCACUAUACCCGGCAGGAGGAAUGGCGCAGGCAGCUUCCAGACAGCCUGGGGGAAGGUCUGAAGCAGGGAUUGUCCCGGCUGGGAAUCAGUCUGCUAGGUGCCAUUGCUGGUAUUGUGGAUCAGCCAAUGCAGAAUUUCCAGAAGACGUCGGAGGUUUCAGCUGGCCGCAAAGCCAAGGAUGUAAUCUCGGGAGUGGGCAAGGGGAUUGUGGGAGUUCUCACCAAACCAAUAGGUGGGGCUGCAGAGCUUGUCUCCCAGACCGGCUAUGGUAUUUUACAUGGAGCUGGACUUUGUCAACUUCCCAAGCAGAGGUUUCACCCCACUGAGCAGCAGACUGACCAGGCCCCAAACAGCCACGUCAAAUAUGUCUGGAAAAUGCUCCAGUCUUUGGGCAGACCUGAAGUCUUUAUGGCCCUGGAAGUUGUAAUAGUGAGCAACUCUGGACAGGAAUACCAAGGAUGCCUUCUGCUCACCUCUGAGGUGUUGUUUGUGGUCAGUGUUAGCGAGGAUACACAGCAGCAGGCGUUUCCAGUCACCGAGAUCGAAUGCAGCCUACAUCCAAAGACAGAGAACUUACUCUGCAUUAUGCUCAAACAACAAAGGGUAUCUUAUGACAGUGAGGGGGAUGGUAUCCGAGAGAGGCUUUCUGAACAGCAGUAUGAGCGACUGGUGGACUAUGUCACAAGGACGUCGCAUUUCAUCAUUCCCAGCAGUGCAGCUAUGCAGCAGGCUGCCCAGGUGGUUGUAGUUGAUCCUCCAGCUGUCAGGACCAAAAUUUACCAAUAUCUUGUUGAUCAGCACUAUGGAAGUGUGUUUGUGAGCAAGUUUGCUAUGGUGAAAAACAAGGCACUGCGAAAGGGAUUUCAUUAGCCCCACAGCACUGGCAAAGUCAAAGAUAAUUAUUUUCAAGUAAUGCAAAAUGCUGACCUCUUUCUGAUUUAAUAUUCUUAGCUAGAUUCAGUUAAGUGCAUCACAAUCCAGUCAUAAGAAUCUUUAAUUAAAUGUGUGAUCUGGGUCAAUUUAUUUAUGGAAUUUAGUUAAUUUGCCUAUCUUGAUAAUGAGCAGUUAAUCAAAUAUGUAAAUGCUAUGAUUAAUGGAAAGGGUGUGGCCACUAAUACUAUUGACACCCUGGUACCUUUUGAUACCCUGGAACACUGAAGUAAUUCUACCAGCUGCUGUCACCUAUUAGAUUUUAUUAUUCUCCAAUGCUCAUUUCUGCAAAAAGAAUUGGUAAUAUAACUGAAAAUACUUAAGAUAAAUAAAUUUUAAAAUGAGAA